AUGGAUGCAAGGCCAUCCCGUCCGGACCGGCCGUAUCAGCGGACAUACAAAGCAUGUAUACCUUGCCGACAACGCAAGGCUAAGUGCGACUUGGGUGCGGGCCCAGAUGGCUUACCGAUCGGCCCACCCUGCGCACGUUGUCGCCGAGAGAUGAGAGAGUGUGUGUUCCCCGAGAAACGGGCCUGGGAAAGGUCCCGCAAACGUGCUCGAUCCAUCGAAACUGACGGCCAGGUUUCCCCACGCGCAGAGCAAUAUCUUUCCGAUGUGACACCAGAGGCAACCAACGGAAGGUAUUCUCUACCCCAUCAAUCGCCGACUCAGUAUCCCGGCUCCAGUCCGUUUCAAUCUGGCUGGGCACUUGACGGACACUCAGCAUCUUUGCAGCAUGAUCUGAGUCCGAACAUUAGCCCAAGACCGGACCCGGCUGCAACAAUAAACCAUUCAAAUCAUACUUCACCUCAUCUUAAUCAUGAUCGUCGGCACCGGUCUAAUCCCAAUUUAGCGAGUUCCAUGAUGCGGACGGUAGUGGCCAGUGGAAAUGAUGCCCUCAACAUCCUAUUCGAGGCAGCCACCCAACAAAGCCAAGAGGACAAUGCUCUCCGUGAGCCCAGUCCGCCUGUGGGGGUCAGUUCAAAAAAUGGCAUUAAUGCCAAGGAACGAAGUACUCCCCGGAAUUUUGAAAGUCCCAUACCAUUCGAGCCUGUUCCCCGAACGCGCCCCGUACAUCUGGCAGAAGUAUCGCAAGAUGCCCUUCACAUUUGGGAAGCAUGUCGUUUUGUCAGAAUGGGUUGGUUUACUGCUCGAGAGGCAGUCACGUUCAUGGAUUUAUUCUUCAAAAACAUGUCUUGUUUAUCCCCCAUCCUAACCGACUUCUAUUCCAACCACAAAAAUCAUUACCUCCUCAUUACGCGCGAACCGGUCCUUUGCUGCACCAUUCUCAUGGUCUCUUCACGCUACCAUAUACUCCCUGGCGCCGGAGGCGAAUCCAGGAACUUUUUCAUUCACCACCGGCUUUGGCAGCAUUGUCAGCAGCUUACAAUGCGACUGAUUUUUGGUCAAGAAAAAUCAACCAAGUCCAAAAUCCGGAGUCUUGGCACUGUGGAGGCCCUGAUGUUAAUGGCGGAGUGGCACCCUCGCUCACUGCACUUCCCGCCAGAAACCGACGGAUGGGACGAUGACUUGAUCUCCAUGGGUCCAAAGCCUUCAGAAUCUGCCGAUCCGAACAGUGGAUCUGCAAGUAGAUGGCUGGAAGACAUGAUUGAACCGUCGAGAAGGUCCGACCAGAUGUCGUGGAUGCUACUCGGAUGCGCGCUCUCUCUUGCACAUGAGCUGGGUAUCUUUGAGACCGAGGAUGACGAUUCUGUUGAAGAUGAUCCGGAAUGGAAAGCGCAAAUAGCUCUCCGGCGGCAGAGAGUGCAGCGCUUGCUUUAUGUAUACAUAAAUCAGCUCGCAUGGCGCAUAGGAUGCAUGUCGCCAAUCCCGCAGUCCCUCAACCAUGCAGUUCUGGGCGGCCGAAAGCCUCGAGGGCUAAGCCAGCCUGGUAGCACAUGGCUUGUCUUCAUGGACUCGUGGAUUGAGCUUACCAAGUUAGCGCAAUCUGUCACUGACAUGUUCUUCCCCUCUGCCAAAUUUGCUCGCCAGCAGCUGCACAGUGGCCGAUAUAUUGGACUUCUUGACCAUUUUCGGCCUCUUCUCAACCAGUGGAAGGAGAAUUAUCUACAACCGGACGUUCUUGACAAGUCCUUCUACAACGAUCUUUUCAUUGAGUAUCACUUUGUCCGUGUUUACACUCAUUCAGUUGGUAUGCAAGCCGUGGUAGAGCGUGCUCUGGCAGAUGCCGACUCUAACUUCGAUGACGCCCGCCCCAUGACCAUUGAACAAACCGACUACGAGUAUAUUCAAGAGGUUAUUGAUGGUUGCUGCCAGAUCUUACGAAAAGUCGCACAACUUGCAGAAACUGGCGCAUUGCGAUUUUCACCUGUGCGCAUCGUACUGCGUAUCACCAGCGCCUCGAUCUUCUUAAUGAAAGCCCUCAGUCUAGGUACUCGUGAAGCAGUGCUACGAGAGUCACUGGAGGUGUUGGAGAAGAGCAUCAGUGCGCUCAAGUCCAACGCGUUAGAUGACGUUCAUCUCAGUACUCGCUACGCCACACUCCUGGAAAUGCACGUCUCUCGACUCCGUCGUAACCUUCUCGCAUCCUCCAAGGCUGUUAAGAACAGUCGAGGAGUAACCCGUCGAUCUUCAAUGGGCCCUCCUCCUUGGACUGAUGCCAGUGAUCGUCCCAACCAAGCUAAUCCAACUAUACCCCAGGACUUGUCCUCUGAUCUGGGAUUCAUUCCCUCUCUGAAUGACAUGACGGAUGACUGGCUGUCCCUACCGUUUGAUCCAUCCAUGGCGCCCUUCGGAAUGACCAAUGGUAGUCAAUUUCCCAUGUGCGAGGGCGGUGCCUUGGAUUUCAUUUGGAAUCUACCGUCUUGA
Penicillium odoratum is the source of this 2478-nucleotide messenger RNA. RefSeq lists its product as uncharacterized. The coding region runs from base 1 to 2478 and encodes 825 amino acids. The transcript is spliced from 3 exons. Gene Ontology annotation, molecular function: zinc ion binding; DNA-binding transcription factor activity, RNA polymerase II-specific. Gene Ontology annotation, cellular component: nucleus. The record is from RefSeq and is a predicted model, not a curated record. Gene Ontology annotation, biological process: positive regulation of transcription by RNA polymerase II; aromatic amino acid catabolic process. NCBI's taxonomy places the organism in Eukaryota, Fungi, Ascomycota, Eurotiomycetes, Eurotiales, Aspergillaceae.